Messenger RNA from Drosophila ficusphila, 1359 nucleotides. Its product is annotated as calcineurin subunit B type 1. The transcript is spliced from 2 exons. The record is from RefSeq and is a predicted model, not a curated record. Lineage: Eukaryota; Metazoa; Arthropoda; Insecta; Diptera; Drosophilidae. The coding region runs from base 281 to 793 and encodes 170 amino acids. Gene Ontology annotation, molecular function: calcium ion binding; calcium-dependent protein serine/threonine phosphatase regulator activity.
UUUACGAAAGCCUCCUGGUUUUCUCAAAGAACCUAACGACAUUGUGUUCCUGAGUUUCCACUCCCACGUUGGAGCGAAUAAAAGAGAAGAAGUGAAAAUCCCUGGCAAUUUGGAAAAUCGAUACGAUUGAGCCAUAAUUAAAAGUAUGCUGAUAGCUUGCACUCCGCCCUUUUCUUUUUAGAGUGUGUCAGUUAUUGGAAAAUUAAGAAAUUAAACGCUAAAGCAUCCGGACAUUGAAAGCACAGAUUAAGACCAGAGAAGCAACUAACCAAAGGCCAACAUGGGUAACGAGACCUCCCUGCCCAUGGACAUGUGCUCCAAUUUCGAUGCGGACGAGAUCCGAAGACUGGGCAAACGGUUCCGAAAGUUGGAUCUCGACAAUUCGGGGGCCCUGAGCAUAGAUGAGUUUAUGUCGCUGCCUGAGUUGCAGCAGAAUCCGCUGGUUCAGCGAGUGAUUGAUAUUUUCGAUGCCGAUGGCAACGGGGAGGUUGACUUCAAGGAGUUUAUCCAAGGUGUAUCGCAGUUUAGCGUACGCGGCGAUAAACUGUCCAAGCUUCGAUUCGCCUUCCGGAUUUACGACAUGGACAACGAUGGAUAUAUCUCGAAUGGGGAACUCUUCCAGGUGCUCAAGAUGAUGGUCGGCAACAAUCUGAAGGACACACAAUUGCAGCAGAUCGUGGACAAGACCAUCUGCUUUGCGGACAAGGACGAGGAUGGCAAGAUCUCGUUCGACGAGUUCUGCUCGGUGGUGGGCAACACCGAUAUCCACAAGAAAAUGGUCGUCGAUGUUUAGGAGCCAUAUAGUAUACAUAUAUUGUAGGAAUCCAAAAUGAUUGUGUGUGUACCUUCCCGUUCAUACUUGUUCGUUCAGCUUUAUAAUAAAUGGUCUGUCUGUAAGUCUGUGAGGGCGUUUGAGGCGUGCCAAAAACGAAGCAGUUUAUUCGAUUUAUUGAUAACUAAACUAUCGCAUGUUGUACACUUAGACCCAAGAACCUGAUCGAUCUCUCAUCCUCAGAAUGCAAUGAAUUGUGUCUUAUACUCAUACUUGAAACCACCGGCAACGGACCACUAUGAACUCAUCCCUCUUCAAUGAAGCAUACUUUCUAAAAACUUUCCCAUACGAUCACUUUCGAACAUCCCUUCGCUCGUAUAGGUGGCAUAGGAUUGCUCGCAUCAUCCUAAACUAGUUUGUACUAUAUCCUAACUCUACGUUCAAUUCAAGCCUAACAAUUAAGUCCAUCUCUUGACUAAAUGUUGUGUAUAAGAUAUGUAAAAAAAAAACCAAAAACUACGACUACAAUUAAACACUGUUUAUCGAAAAGCUAAACUAAAAACCCCCAAAACGCAUUUACCUACCUG